Grus americana (Whooping crane) is the source of this 668-nucleotide messenger RNA. RefSeq names its product bone gamma-carboxyglutamate protein (gene BGLAP). The transcript is spliced from 4 exons. Bases 244 to 549 code for a protein of 101 amino acids. Gene Ontology annotation, cellular component: extracellular region. NCBI's taxonomy places the organism in Eukaryota, Metazoa, Chordata, Aves, Gruiformes, Gruidae. Gene Ontology annotation, biological process: regulation of cellular response to insulin stimulus; regulation of bone mineralization; osteoblast differentiation. Gene Ontology annotation, molecular function: hydroxyapatite binding; structural constituent of bone; calcium ion binding. The record is from RefSeq and is a predicted model, not a curated record.
AGCAAAUCUCCACUGGCUCAGGACCACGUUUUCCCCCUGUGGGCUCUGGCUGGUCACAGGGGAACCAAGUUCACCCCAAACCACAAUUGCUGCCUGUGCUGGCGGCUCCCAGCCCCAGCGGAUGUGCCGGAAAUAACCCUGGCGGGGCCGCAGGGCCCCUCCUUGACGGCGGUCGCAGCACCCUAUAAAUCCGCCCGGGGACCAGGAGCUGCACCAAGCACGGUGCCCGCGCAGAGAGGCACGAUGAAGCACCUCAUCCUGCUGACCCUCCUGGCUCUCCUCACCCUUGGCCUCUGCCGCAGAGCUGCCGACCGCUCCAUCAGCGCGGACGACUCGCCCAGCUCCGAAGCCUUCGUCUCCAAACGCGCCAGUGCCGAGGUGGUGCGGAGGCACAAGAGGAAUUACAUCUAUGACAGCAGUGUCUAUGGUGUCGUGCGGGACCCGCUGGAGGCCAAGCGCGAGGUGUGCGAGCUCAACCCCAGCUGCGACGAGCUGGCCGACCACAUCGGCUUCCAGGAGGCGUACCGGCGCUUCUAUGGCCCUGUCUAGCCCCCCCCGCCCCCCGGCUGUGCUGCCGCGCUGCAGGUGCCGGAUCUGAGCUCAGAGCACGCCCCCCCCGCCCCCAGCAGCCCUCCUUUUACACCCCUUUCUGUUAACCGUGGAAAGAA